Molecule: messenger RNA, 578 nt
Organism: Harpegnathos saltator (Jerdon's jumping ant)
Lineage: Eukaryota; Metazoa; Arthropoda; Insecta; Hymenoptera; Formicidae
Product: histone H2A
Exons: 1
Coding region: 51-425 (124 amino acids)
Cellular component (GO): nucleosome
Molecular function (GO): DNA binding; structural constituent of chromatin; protein heterodimerization activity
Source: RefSeq, a predicted model, not a curated record
CUCGAGCAUUUCGUAUCGAGCGUCAUAGCGUACUACUUUAUUUGAGCGACAUGUCUGGCCGUGGUAAGGGAGGCAAGGCGAAAGGAAAGGCGAAGUCUCGUUCCAACCGAGCUGGUCUACAGUUCCCUGUGGGUCGUAUCCACAGACUUCUUCGCAAAGGCAACUACGCCGAGCGAGUUGGUGCUGGUGCGCCAGUUUAUCUGGCUGCUGUGAUGGAAUACUUGGCGGCUGAAGUGUUGGAGUUAGCUGGAAACGCCGCUCGUGACAACAAAAAGACCAGGAUCAUUCCGAGGCAUUUACAACUAGCCAUCAGGAAUGACGAGGAGCUGAAUAAACUGCUCUCUGGUGUCACGAUUGCUCAAGGUGGCGUACUGCCCAACAUCCAAGCAGUCCUCUUGCCGAAGAAGACCGAGAAGAAGGCAUAACUUGAAACAUCGAAAACAUCACAAAUGGCCCUUUUCAGGGCCGCAAAUCUUUCAAAACGUGGGAAUUCCAAUUUGCAAUUAGCUCUAAGAAUCUAACCUCAUUCCUCCACUCCUGUUGGAACAUUUUAAGUUGCCUAAUUAUAACAUGAAGUA